CAGCUGAAGCUGUUGGGGUCAGUGCGAGACUCCCGCCAAUUCCGAGCUCCUAGCGCCUUCUGAGAGUGGGAGACAGAGAGGGAGCUCGGGAGGGCAGCGGCUUAAUUAAAAAUAGUUUAAAGUUUUGGAAAGAAGAUUUUGAAGUUGAAUAAGAACUCUUAGCCGCAAGCACGAAACCUCAGUCUGUGAGGGGGAGCGGGCAGAAUCUGUCGAGCUGGUCCACUCGGUCCGGCGGGGUGUUGUGUUGCGCUCCCGGGCGAGUGUCGCGGAGCGAUGCUGGCGGCGGAAGAGCUGUCCUCGGAGGGGCCGUUAGCGCAAACCCCGAGGAGGAGAGGUAUGGAGGGCAAGACCAAGUCGAGCUCUGCAGCGAAGAAGCUGGUCCAGGCUCGUCUGCCCUUCAAACGCCUAAACCCUGUGCCCAAGCAGAAUGGAGAGCCCAAACGGACACGAGGACCCCCUGCCCCGCCUAGCCCAGAGGGCAGCGCCUCGGACACCGAGAACGAGCAGGACCGCAGCCCGCUGCCUGUUCCUCCCCGCAGUGCCAUCCUGGUCAACGGCCGGGGGCCCCUGGAUGGCUUCAUGAGCCGGGCGAGGAGGGUGACUGCUCCCCCUGAGCCCUGCGUCACCAUCGACCUCACAGAGGACUCGAACUCUGCUCCUGCCCCAGACACUGCCCCCUCCCCUGCCCUGGCCCAGGACACUGCCCCUGCGGGGGGCUCCAUCACCCCGACUAGCAUGCCUGAGCCCCACAGCACCACUGCCUCUAUGGAGACAGGCCCCUUGGACAGUCAGACAGGGGGUGGGGCAAUUGACUCAGUUGCAGAAGUGGAGAAAAAGGUUGAGGAGGAGGAAGAGGAGGUUGGUGUUGAUAAAGGUGCCUCACCCAGCUCCCAGCCAGCCUGCACACAGGACCCUGACCACAGCGAGCACCCUCAGGCCCUCGAGGCAGAGGCCGAGGUGGAGGGGGAGGAGGAGAGCGUUUCUGGCCCUGAGAACGAGUCGCUCCUCUCUCCCUCAUCUUCCAGCUCGCUGUCCGCCGUGGAGAGCUCCCCCGAGCCGGCUAAGGGCGGCACGCCGCUUCGUGCAGAAGCCCCGGGCAGCACUGGACCAAAGACCCCCCAGGCCACAGAAGACAAGAAGGUGAAGAGGCGCUCCCUCAAGGGCGAGGAGCAGGAGCAGCGGCGGCGCCAGCGCGAGGAGCAGCGUGCCGAGAGGGAGCAGCAGCGCAGCGAGGCCCGGGCCGCGCGGGAGCGGGCCAAGGAGGAGGCGCGCAGGCGCAGGGAGGAGAAGGAGCGGGACAAGCGGGAGAAGAAGGAGAAGGAAGAGAAGGAGAAGGCGGAGAAGCUGCGGGCGAAGGAGGAGCAGCGGAAGGUGAAGCUGGAAGCCAAACUGGAAGAGAAAAGGAAAAAAGAGGAGGAGAAACGGUUGAAAGAAGAGAAGGAUCGGAUCAAAGCAGAGAAAGCGGAGAUCACCCGGUUCCUACAGAAACCCAAGACCCUGCAGGUGCCAAAGACUCUGGCUGCUGCUUGUGGGAAGUUUGCGCCCUUUGAGAUCAAGGAGAACAUGGUUCUGGCGCCACUGAGUCGGGUUCAGUGUGAAGAGGAGGCUCUGGAGCAGCUGGACCGGUACCUGGCUGAGCCGGACCACAGUCUGGAUUGCCGGAGACACUGGCUGAGCUGCAAGCACCGCAGGAGUGGCCCGACCUGGCCCAGGCCCACAGAGGAUGUGAACAGCUGUGUGCUGGUGGUGGAGGUUCCCAAGCCGGACGGCGUGCCCGACCGGCGGCAGUGGAGCCGCAUGAAGCUGCUGCAGUUCCACGAGAACUACCGGCCGGCAUACUGGGGCACCUGGAGCAAGAGGAGCCGGCUUAUUUCCCCUCGCUGCCCCCUGCAGCAGGACAAGGAGCUGUUGGACUACGAUGUAGACAGUGAUGAGGAGUGGGAGGAGGAGGAGCCAGGCGAGAGUCUGUCCCACAGUGAGGGGGAUGAGGAAGAGGAGGGUGGUGACGAAGACGACGAUGACGAUGGAUUCUUCGUCCCCCAUGGUUACCUGUCCGAGGGGGAGGGAGCAUCUGAGGAGGAGGAGCGAGCGGAUCCGGAGAACCAGAAGGUGCGGCAGCGGCUGAAGGCCCGGGAGUGGGAUGAGCUCAUGUCUAAGGGGAAGAAAUUCCACGUGCUGGAGCCGGUGGUGCUGGGGUGCGUGUGGGAGGCGCAGGGGGAGCCCGACAGGCCGGAGAACAGGAUGCUGCGACUGCACGCCGUUUGCCUGCUGGACGUGCCGCCUGGCGACGAGGCAGGCAGCCCCGAGAGCAGCGCUCGGGAGCGGCGGGACGAGCAGAUCCUCUCCCAGCUCCUGCCCCUGCUGCACGGGAACACGCACGGCAGUAAAGUCAUCAUCAUGGAGUUUCAGGAGUGCUGCCGGCGCAGACCCCCGCCGCAGCCCACCAGUCCGGAGCCGGGCGAUGAUGGCAGCGUGCCCACCAGGUACCGUCUGAAGCGGAUUAUUUCAGAGAAUGCAGUGUAUGAGAAGCGACCGGCCUGGCGCCGCUGCUGCUGGUACGUCCAUCAGGAAGUGCUACAGCGCUUCGGUCAGGAGGGCCUGCCAGUGCCCUGUCAGUGGAGCUACCUCACCCAGGGGCCACACAGUGCCCGAGAGGAGAGCAAUGGGACCCCCAGCAAUUCCAGCGUCUCCCCCCCGACCCCAGUGUCCACUGCACCCCCGCUCAUGUCCUCCUCCGCCAAGCGGAAAAGUGCCGGCAGCAUGUCCAUCACCAGGUUCAUGAAGAGGUGUGGAGACGCAGAGCAGGGAGAGGCGAUGGAGACGGAUGGGUUCCAGGCCGACACGGAGGAAGACGAGGAUGAUGCGGACUGUGUUAUCGUGGAGGCUCACACAGGUUCAGUAGGAGAUGGUGCUCAGCAGGAGAGUACGGAACACAUGGAGGUCACGACCUCUGACCUCCCUGCAGCUGCUGCUACCCCCUCCAGUGCCUGACCUACCUUCUGUCAGGGGAGGUCACUGCUAAGCUGACACUCCACCAUGAUCACUGGUGUAGUACAUUGUUGGCUUUUUUUAUUGAUUCUUUUAAUGUCUUCGUCAAUGUUCACAUAUAUGUGUUCUAUUUGUUUCCCAAGAAUACUUGAACUGGUUUUCUUUAUUAAAAAAUAACUAAGAAAUGAAA
Lepisosteus oculatus (spotted gar) is the source of this 3178-nucleotide messenger RNA. RefSeq names its product chromatin assembly factor 1, subunit A (p150) (gene chaf1a). Gene Ontology annotation, biological process: nucleosome assembly. Gene Ontology annotation, cellular component: nucleus; CAF-1 complex. Lineage: Eukaryota; Metazoa; Chordata; Actinopteri; Semionotiformes; Lepisosteidae. The record is from RefSeq and is a predicted model, not a curated record.